CACGGAAGUAAUUUUAUACAAUGAAAUUAUUAGUUUGAACAGGUUAAACAGGGGUUUUUAUCGUGGUUUUUUACCCUUAUUGUUAACUCUGUUGUAAAUAUAUAUAAUAUGGGUUAAUAAUCCCAGACAUCCCACUGAUCUAAUGUCACUUUUGUAUUCUCAGAAUUCUUCUCGCCAUUGGGACAGAUAAUAAACAAAGAAUAACGCAUGCGCAGAUUUCUGACUGUUUUGGUCCACGUUGCCUGCUUUAGGCAAAUAAAUCUAAUAUAACGAAUCGGUUAACUUUAACCAGGUGAUAUUUCUAGAACUUAUAAAAAGCCUUUUUUUUUUUUCCUUGUAAUGGAUCAGUACACGGUUAUUAAAGUCAUCGGUGAAGGAUCUUUCGGACGGGCUCUCUUGGUUCAACCCAAAACUGACAAAAUAAAAUGGGUUAUGAAAGAAAUACGACUACCAAAGGCAGAGGGCAGAAUGGAGCGUGCGCGCAGAGAGGCGGUUCUCCUGUCCACAAUGAAGCAUCCAAAUGUUGUGGCUUUCAGAGAGUCAUUUGAAGAUGAUGGCCAUCUGUACAUUGUUAUGGAGUUCUGUAGUGGAGGUGACCUUCUCCAAAGAAUGCAGCAGCAAAAAGGCUCUCUAUUCCCUGAGGAUAUGAUACUCCGGUGGUUUUCACAGAUGUGUCUGGGCACAAAGCACAUUCAUGAUAAACGAGUUCUUCAUCGAGAUUUAAAAUCAAAGAACAUAUUCCUGACAGACCAAGGCACAGUCAAACUGGGAGAUUUUGGGUCGGCAUGUGCUCUUAAGAGUGCAAAAGCUUAUGCCCAGACCUAUGUUGGAACUCCAUACUACGUGUCUCCAGAGGUCUGGGACAACCAACCAUACAAUAACAAGAGUGAUAUCUGGUCUUUAGGCUGUGUCCUCUAUGAACUCUGCACUUUACAUCAUCCGUUUAAGGCCCGUAGCUGGAAGAGUCUGAUUUUGAAAGUGUGUCGUGGGUCUUACACACCUUUGCCCAGUCACCUUCCCUAUGAGCUUCACUACUUGAUUAAACACAUGUUUAAAACCAACCCAAGAGACAGGCCUUCCAUACACACCAUCCUCAGCUCUCACCGUGUGUCCAGACUGCUCCACAAACACAUACCUGAAGAGGAACUGCCCAAGAAAGAAACCAAGGAACUAUCAGAGAAACGAGUAAACCAGUGGAGAAGAGAAGAAGGAGAGAAAGUGGCCAAGUUUCUGGGCCAGAAGAGUUUAUUAAACACAUCUACAGCUAAAGACACUAGUUUCAGAAAUUCGUCUGAGAAUCAGAGGGGUAACGUAGCUACCCGAAAGAGGUGGGCAAAAGAACCCUCCAGCACAGUGCUACAGGUCCUUGGGAAUGCUGACAUCAUUUCCUCUGGUGACACGGCAACCAUACAAGGGUCUGACUCUAAUAAAGCGGAGGGAUUUAUGGAAAUGCCAAAACGGGAAAGAAGGCAAUGGGACAAGGAUCCCCCUGAAAGACUUUUGAGCCUCUUGGAGAAAGCUUCUCUGAGCACAGCCUUCAACACCUACAUUAUCCACAGACACAAGCAGAAUGAUGAUGUUCCAGACGGUCCGGAAGAAGUUCACAUUGACCAGAACAGACUUGAAGCCCGUUCAGAUGAUGAAGAUACGGAUUUUGAAGAGGAUUGCCAUUUUGACUGGCAAGACGAGCUGGAGAAAAUGUUAACAGAACACUAGAAAUGGUUGCAAUUCUCCAAGGUGUGUGUGUGUGUAUGUUUGAAUACAGAAUGUACCAAUUAAAUCUUUUGUUUUAAUUUGUAAAUAAAUGCGAGGACUAUGUAAGAAA
Messenger RNA from Neoarius graeffei (lesser salmon catfish), 1825 nucleotides. RefSeq names its product NIMA related kinase 3 (gene nek3). The transcript is spliced from 13 exons. Gene Ontology annotation, biological process: protein phosphorylation. The record is from RefSeq and is a predicted model, not a curated record. The coding region runs from base 340 to 1716 and encodes 458 amino acids. Gene Ontology annotation, molecular function: protein kinase activity; ATP binding. NCBI's taxonomy places the organism in Eukaryota, Metazoa, Chordata, Actinopteri, Siluriformes, Ariidae.